AUGUCGGAUUACUCGGACAUCCGUGUUGUGGUCGGCUUAGAUUUUGGAACUACUUACUCAGGAUUUACUUAUUGUCACGUAUCUGAUGAUGAUAAUCUUGUUACUAAUGAUCAAUGGCCCGGCGAGAUAGGUCAAUUAAAAACAAAUACGGUACUUCAAUAUGACGAUUAUAUGAAUGUUGAAUCAUGGGGAUAUUCAGCAUUAUCGAAACGCCCAAAUAAAAAAAAGAAAACUAAAGACGGGCGUAAACCUGUAGAGUUAUUUAAAUUACAUCUGGGAAACUUGGUAGACAAUCUCAAGCCGAAACUGGCAGUAGAUUAUAAGAAAGCUAUUACUGAUUAUCUUCGAGAAAUUGGGAAACUGAUUAAAGAAAUGGUUAUUACCCAUUGGUCCGGAAUUGAUUUCUUAGAAAAUGUACUUAUAGUUAUAACCGUACCUGCGGAAUAUUCAGAAAAAGAUAAAGCAAUUAUGAGAGAAUGCGCAUAUAAUGCUGGACUAAUUAAUGAAAAGUUUUCGAAAAAAUUACAAUUUACUACAGAACCUGAAGCUGCUGCGAUUUAUUGUAUGGAAAAUAGUUUAAAAGUUAACGAUCUUAACACUCCCGGAACUACUUUCAUGAUAGUCGAUUGUGGCGGUGGUACAGUAGAUUUGACAACACGAAAAUUAUUAGAUGACAAACAACUGGGUGAAGUUACUGAACGAGCUGGAGACUUUUGUGGAAGUACAUUUAUUGAUAGGGAGUUUCUCAAUACUUUACGCAAAAUUCUUGGAGACCGUGCAAUUGAUUUAUUAAGAGAUAAGCAUUAUGGACAAAUGCAAUAUAUGAUCCAGGAAUUCUGUCGCCAUGUUAAAUUACCAUUUACUGGAGAUAAGUCUGAAUUUACUACAUAUGAAAUGGAUCUUGAAGAUAUAGUUCCAGUUGUAAUGGAAUACGUAACUGAAGAAACACGUGAUAAGAUGGAAGAAACUGAUUGGUUGAUAGUAUUUGAAUACAAUGAUAUCAAAUCAAUGUUUGAUCCUAUUGUCGAAAGAAUUAUACAAAUGAUAGAAGUGCAACUUGAUAAUACUCGAGAAACUUGCUCUGCAAUGUUUUUAGUAGGAGGAUUUAGUCAAUCAAAAUAUUUACAAAAAAGAAUUAAGCAAAAAUUUCAACCUCGAGUGAAUAAGAUUUCAGUUCCCACAUAUCCCAUUGCGGUGAUAUCACGCGGUGCAGCUUUAUAUGGAUUAAGUAUGAAAAAUUCAGCAUAUAGUUUAGAAAAGAUGGAUUCCCUUAAAUUUGUGAUAAAUGAACGUAUAUUAAAAUAUACUUAUGGAAUUAAAGUAAGUCCUGAAUGGGAAAAUGGAGAUCCAAUCGAAAGAAGAGAUUCUGAUGGAACUAUUGAUAAAUUUCACUUGCUGGCACGAAGAGGAGCUGUUGUAAGAGUUAAUCAAGAAUUUACUUCAGUGCAAUUGCCAGUAUUCCCAACUCAAAAUGCUAUCAAUUUUCAUAUUUACUAUACGACUGAAUAUAACGCAACAUAUUGCGAUGAAAAUGGAAUGGAGAAACUUGGAAACCUUUUUAUCUCUCUUCCUGAUAUUUAUCUUGGAAAAAAUAGACCUGUGUUGUUUGGAUUAACAUUUGGACGAAUGGAAAUAACUGCUACAGCCAAGAAUCAACUUAAUGGACAGAAUUAUCAAACUACUUUAAAAUUAGAUAUAUAA
Molecule: messenger RNA, 1701 nt
Organism: Rhizophagus irregularis DAOM 181602=DAOM 197198
Lineage: Eukaryota; Fungi; Glomeromycota; Glomeromycetes; Glomerales; Glomeraceae
Source: RefSeq, a predicted model, not a curated record